AUGUCGAGUAACAAUCCAUUAUACGGACGAGUACCAACGCGGACAAGGCAUAAUCGUAUUGCUAUGGAGAAUAAUUUAGAGCGUAAUGAAAAUUGUGGUAAAAUUUCUUCUAUUCAAGGAGAAUGGAUAUCACCUAUAUCGCCUAUAAUUGAAGGAGAAUGUGAAUCAGUUCCGAAAAAUCACGGCGAUCAAAAGAAAGAAUAUAGAAGAGUAACGAAAUUACCGAAAUCAGGUGAUUUCGUGGCAAAAGAAAAUGGAUCCAUUGCCAAAUCACCGCAUCGAAUGUCUUCGACAAGUUUGGCAGUGGAAGAUAAUGAAGAAGGACGAAUGUCACCUAUAUCGCCUAUAAUUGAACGAUUUAAUUCAAAGACAUCGCAAUAUCGUUCAUUUAAUAUGAAAAAGAUGAGUGAACGUAAUCAAAAAGUUCUGGAGCAGUUGGCCAAUCUUCGUCUUCAGCUUAAGCAAAAACAACAACAAAUGGAGCAAAAUCUUAAUAUUGCUAGUGGAUUGCCGAUUCGGCGAAUUCGAACGCCAACUAAUGAUAAAUCAUCCGAUGAAGUUAUCGCAACAAUUUAG
Messenger RNA from Dracunculus medinensis (Guinea worm), 576 nucleotides. The record is from the annotation of a GenBank genome assembly. NCBI's taxonomy places the organism in Eukaryota, Metazoa, Nematoda, Chromadorea, Rhabditida, Dracunculidae.